Paracoccidioides lutzii Pb01 is the source of this 5088-nucleotide messenger RNA. RefSeq names its product polymerase zeta subunit. Gene Ontology annotation, biological process: double-strand break repair via homologous recombination; error-prone translesion synthesis. Gene Ontology annotation, molecular function: DNA-directed DNA polymerase activity; DNA binding; nucleotide binding. Bases 1 to 5088 code for a protein of 1695 amino acids. The transcript has 2 exons. The record is from RefSeq and is a predicted model, not a curated record. Gene Ontology annotation, cellular component: zeta DNA polymerase complex; nucleus.
AUGGAAAAGUUUCAAGUGCUGCUGAACUGCAUUGAUCACUACCAGUCGAUACCUACAGCUUUGGACCCUGAGCUUCCUCUCAGUGAUGGUACCGCUCCGAAAGAUGCACGUCCAAAGGUCCCCGUCAUCCGAGUUUUCGGGGCGACGGAAACGGGACAAAAGGUGUGCGCUCACAUCCAUGGCGCAUUCCCAUACCUGUAUAUCGAAUAUCAGGGUAGCUUGAAUCCGAAAGAAGUCAACACUGCCAUUCGCACCCUUCACAUGUCCGUCGAUCAUGCACUGGCAGUUAGCUAUCGCCGAAAUGCCUAUGAAAGGAAAAUCUCCUAUGUCGCCCACAUCACCCUCGUCAAGGGUGUUCCGUUCUAUGGGUAUCAUGUUGGAUACAGGUUCUUCCUCAAGAUAUACCUGUUCAACCCCAUGCAUAUGAAUCGCCUUGCAGACCUGCUGAGACAAGGUGCUGUAAUGAAACGCGUCCUUCAACCUUAUGAGAGCCAUCUGCAGUAUUUGGCGCAAUGGAUGUGCGACUACAAUUUAUACGGUUGCGCAUACCUUAAGAGCAGCAAGGUUAUGUUCCGUGCGCCGAUACCAAUUUACUCUGAAAACCUCACUCAUCGUUGGCAUGAUCGGUCAAUUCCACCGGGAUCGGUCUCCGAUAUUUCGACAUUACCACGACAGAGUCAUUGUGAUUUAGAAGUUGACAUCCAUGUUCAGGAUAUUGUAAAUCGCCUUGAGGUCAAGGAGCGGCCAAUACAUCACGACUUUGUAGAGAUGCUUCAACCGGUGCUGCCGGACAAGAAACUCGUUCCUAGUUUGGCUGGGUUGUGGGAAGAAGAAGCCCGAAGGAGGAGGGAUAAGCGUAAUGAUGUGGAGAGCAGCCCUUUCCGUCCUGAUGAGCUAGUUUCGAUGUCUGCAGAUCCUAGGAAUAAUGGGCGUGGUGGUUGGGUUCAUGAGGAGGAAUAUAAAGGAAAGGUGGAAGCCAUUGCAAAUGCGGAACAUCUUGGGCGAAAGCCUGCCUUUACGGAUUUCGUGCCUACGACACCCUUUGAAGCUGCGGUUAUAUCUGCUUUGAGUAGUGUUGAAGACCUGUUUCCUGAGAACUUGAAAGCGGCGCAAUCUGAGGAUUUAGGGUUAGACGAUGUCGAAGCAGACGAGUCCCAAGCGCAUGUCGAAGUCGACGAGAGCCUCAUUACUCUUCCUAAUCUGGAAAACAUCUUCUACGAUUCGGAUGAUGACGCGAACGAGUCUUUUUUACAUGAGCAAGAAGCUGAGAUUGCAAGUGACGAAGUGGAGCCCAAACCUAGAGAGGAUCCUGCCGAUCCGCUAGACCUUAACAACGAAAGUGGCUCAGGUGCGAUAAUUAAUGCUGUUGAAGAAGAAACAACCCUGUCGAAGCUGGAAAGCGUUGGGGUUCGGCCGUUGACUGGCUCGAUUAAUAGCCAAGAGGAUGCAUUUGAGAUCGAAGAGGAGUUUAUUAGCAAUAUAAAGCCCCCUGCUAAAACAUCAAAACGCCCGUUUUCAUCUGGACUUCACGCAGAUGCUAGGAAUAAACGGCUUAAACUCAGCUACGAUAACAACAUACCGGUAAUACACGAUGUGGUUGGUCACAACGGAACGGGCAGGUCCUUGCUGAGAGCUCUCCCCAUAGCUGAAUCAACAGAGGCAGAGCUCACGACAGUUACUCCUGCCCCUGUAACUCAGCCGAAAUCUUCCCAAAAGUCUGCCGGAAAGAAUUCCAAAAAUCAACGAAUCUCCUUCCAUGUUGUCAAGGAUCCUCACAAUCCUGCAACUACAGCAAGAUUGAGCCAACAGGGUGAUGUAUCGCACAAAUUAGACUCACAGAUUCCAAAACAAGGUUCGAGUCAACCGGCCCAAACAUUCAAAUCGGAAAAUACACGCCGCACAAGUGACGAUUCUUGCAAGUUAAAACAACCAGGGAUGCCUCCAUCCCCCGUUUUGAAGGUGCAGCGAUGUCUAUACCAAUCGUUCAAUAUACCGCCAGAAGGUAAACUUUAUAGUUUCGUUCCUCAAUGCCCUUCUCCUUCAGAAGUUCUAGCGACUAUGAACGACGAUGGCCGGCCAUCUAUUAUCUACCAGGGACCUCAUUAUAGCAACGAGGAAGAUGUCCCUGAUCGCCCCCGGGAGUAUGCUGGAAGAGAGUUCAAGCUAGAGAGCACCACGGUGCCUUACUUACCUCCAUUCGAUCCGACUGGGGAGUCUCCUGCAAUGUUCGGAGAAAGGCCUCCAAUUAUGGUCGAUAGAGAUGCACUCGAAAGAGAUAACAACAGGCUUCGUAAAUCCUGUUCACUACGAACUUGGGAGUUCGCACCAGCUGCUCCAAGCCUUGGUGAAGUUGUUGAAUGGCUUGAAGAGGAAACACGUAAACGGAAGGAGGCUCAAAAGAACAGUGCUGCCGCAAAAAAGCCUGCAAACUCGUCUCUUUCCCAGGUAGAGGGGCCCACUCAAAAAGAUCGCCAUGGGUUCAAGUAUUUCCAGAAAAAGCCGGCGAGAAAAGUACGACAAGGGGCUCAAUAUAUGAGUGUCAUGAGCCUCGAGAUCCAUGUAAAUUCUCGUGGUACUCUUGUUCCGAAUCCCGAAGAAGAUGAAAUCUCCUGUAUUUUCUGGUGUGUGCAGGAUGGUGAUAAUGACGCUGACGACGAGGAUGAUGAGACCAGCGGCCUGGCUGUUGGGGUUAUAGCACUAGCGGAAAAUGAGAGUCUCGCUGCCAAAAUAUCACCCACCAUGGUCGCUGAGUUUGACGAAGAGACCAGUGAACUUGAUCUUUUAACCAAGCUUGUUGACGUGGUAAGACGAUGUGAUCCGGAUAUUUUGACAGGCUAUGAAGUGCACAAUAGUUCUUGGGGUUACCUUAUCGAAAGGGCUAGGUACAAGUAUGAUUAUGAUCUGUGUGAUGAACUAUCUAGGGUGAAAACCGACUCCCAUGGACGAAUUGGCAAGGAGAAUGAUCGCUGGGGUUUCAAUCACACGUCUUCCAUUCGUGUUACUGGCCGGCAUAUGAUCAACUUGUGGAGAGCCAUGCGUGGGGAGUUAAACCUGCUGCAAUACACCAUGGAGAAUGUUGCUUUCCAUCUCCUUCACCAACGCAUUCCGCAUUAUCACUACCAAGACUUGACUAAGUGGUUCCAGAGCCAGAGGCCUCGGGAUAUAGCAAAGGUUAUUAACUAUUUUGCCAGUCGGGUUCAGCUGAAUUUGAAAAUAAUCGACUCGAACGAGUUGAUUUCCAGGACUAGUGAGCAGGCUCGCAUCUUGGGUGUCGAUUUCUUUUCAGUUUUCUCGAGAGGAUCUCAAUUUAAAGUCGAAUCACUUAUGUUCCGAAUCGCUAAACCUGAGAAUCUCAUCCUCAUCUCCCCAGGCAGGAAACAAGUUGGUCAACAGAAUGCACUCGAAUGCCUGCCCCUGGUCAUGGAGCCUCAAAGUGACUUUUACACCAGCCCAGUUCUAGUGCUUGACUUUCAAUCACUCUAUCCAAGUAUCAUGAUCGCCUACAAUUACUGCUAUUCCACCUGCCUAGGUAGAGUGGUCGAGUGGCGGGGCCAGAAUAAACUAGGGUUUAUUGAUUUCAGGAGGCCUGCGGGCCUCCUUGAACUAUUCAAGGAUCAAAUUAACAUCUCCCCCAAUGGCAUGAUAUAUGUUAAGCAGGAUAUCCGCAAGUCAUUAUUGGCUAAAAUGUUGAUCGAAAUUCUAGAAACCAGAGUCAUGGUAAAGGGUGGUAUGAAAGCUUGGAAAGCUGAUAAGCACUUGCAGCGCUUGCUAAACAAUCGACAACUGGCAUUGAAACUCAUCGCCAACGUCACCUAUGGAUACACAUCUGCGUCGUUCUCUGGACGAAUGCCAUGCGCGGAAAUUGCAGACAGUAUUGUCCAGACAGCCCGGGAGACGCUAGAAAAAGCUAUCGCUAUGAUACAUUCUGUUGAACGUUGGAAUGCAGAGGUGGUGUAUGGAGAUACGGAUAGUGUCUUUGUUUGUCUUAAGGGGCGCACGAAAGAUGAGGCAUUUGAUAUUGGCGAAGAAAUCGCAAAGACCAUCACUAACUCCAAUCCUCGUCCGAUCAAACUUAAAUUCGAGAAAGUUUACCACCCAUGCGUGCUCUUGGCAAAGAAACGGUACGUAGGGUAUAAAUACGAGAAUCGAUCGCAGAAGGAACCCGAAUUUGACGCCAAGGGGAUUGAAACUGUCCGUCGCGAUGGGACACCUGCGGAGCAGAAAAUCGAGGAGAAGGUGCUGAGGAUUCUGUUCGAAACAGCCGAUCUGAGUCGAGUGAAGAGCUAUUUUCAGAAACAAUGUACCAAGAUCAUGAAGGGUAAGGUGUCAAUUCAGGACUUCUGCUUUGCCAAGGAAGUUAGAUUGGGGACGUAUAGCGAUAAAGGGAUGCCUCCUCCUGGAGCUCUCAUCAGUUCCAAAAGGAUGCUGGAAGAUCCGCGUACAGAAGCACAGUAUGGGGAGCGUGUCCCGUACGUCGUGAUAUCUGGCGCCCCCGGGGCGAGGCUUAUUGACCGAUGUGUACCUCCGGAAGUCCUCCUUCACGAUUCGCAGCUAGAGUUAGAUGCAGAAUACUACAUUUCCAAAAACUUAAUUCCGCCACUUGAACGGAUUUUCAAUCUCGUUGGCGCGAAUGUCCGGCAAUGGUACGACGAGAUGCCCAAGUACCAGCGUGUGCGACGUGUAGAAAGCGCAGAAGAAAAUGCCUCCGCAAGCAGGGAGGGGGUAUUCUCUGCAAAAAAGACGCUGGAAUCAUAUAUGAAAUCCUCGUCGUGCGUUGUCUGUCGGGAGAAAUUGGACGAGGGCGAGGAACAGAUUUGCAACGGUUGUCUGCGCGAUAGCCAUGUUUCGCUCCUCCACAUGCGGAAUAGGCUGAUGAAGGAGGAGAGGAGGGAUGUUUAUUUGCAGAAGAUCUGCCGCUCGUGCAUGGGCGCGUCGUGGGGGGAGGAGGUGAGAUGUGAUAGUAAAGACUGCCCUGUCUUCUAUACGCGGACAAGACAGGGGUCACAGUUGAGGAGUACGCGGACGGUUGUUGAGCCGGUUAUUAGGCUUCUUGAGGACCAGAGUGGGGAGGGUCCGCUUAGCUGGUGA